Molecule: messenger RNA, 1416 nt
Organism: Symbiodinium sp. CCMP2592
Lineage: Eukaryota; Dinophyceae; Suessiales; Symbiodiniaceae
Source: the annotation of a GenBank genome assembly
AUGCCCUACACCGACGGCGGGCGAAACCGCAAGAAGGCGAGGAUAGCCGCCGUAGGGGACGAAGAGAACUACCCGGACGACCCGGAGGCACAGGCGGUGGCCGACUUCGCCCGUGCGGAGCGCCAAGGCCCGCGCGGAAAGCAUGCCGUUGGACCCGACGCCAGAAGAGCGGGCGGUAAUCAGCAGAAGCAGGCACCCGAGGACGAGUCCACCCUGGUGACGGUGCUCACCUUGGUCGACAAAGACACGGGGUGGCCCUGCAGUGUGCAGGUGCCUAAGAAAGGAGCCGAAUGCGGGAACUUCGUUCUGGACACCGUGGAGCAGUACCUGAACACCUUGGGUCAUUCGCGGGUAACCCUGCAGAUUGACGCAGAGGGGUCCCUUGAGAAGCGCGCGGUGGAAGGGGAGCACAGCUACCUGGCGGGGCUGGUGCGCACCUGGCUCAUGGACCUACAGAACCGGUACCCCAACUGCAUGGUGGAUGUGAACCACACGGUGAACCAAGUCGCAACGACAUUGGGUCAAAGGCAUCUGGGCGCCUUCCCCCAAAGCCAGGCCAACAGGACCCUGAUGGGCACCGUUCACCGUGCCAGUGCGGCGGCCAGCUCCUCAGCUGCACGAGCAGUGUUCCACUACAAGUGGGUCGACAAGGUGAAGGAGGGCACGGUGAAGUCGCGGUUCACCUGUGCUGACGUGAAGAGGGCCUACACGGAGGAACAGGAGCAGGACCUGCGAGUCUUUGACUCCUGGCAGGACCGCGGGGCUCAACAGGAGAAGUGGGUCUACGUGCGACCCCCGCCAGAAUGGAGGCCCAUCUGGGAAGAGUGGGUGCGGGCACAACCGCCCGCGCAACAGCCCGAACUCUGGGAGAGCUUCGACCAGAUGCUCUUCCGACUGGAUGGCAACCUCUAUGGCAGGAGGACCGCAGGCUCGGUUUACCGAGACGAGCUUGAAGAGCUUCUAUGCGUGAAGGUGUGGGGUAGGACCCAUGGAUGCGUCUACAGAUGCCUCAAGACGGGCAUCGUCAUAGUGCACCAUAUCGAUGAUGGGAGGUGUGCGGGCGACGCCGCCGCCCUAGAUAGGUUGCUAGAUGAGGAUCUCUGUGCCCACUGCGAGAUCACCACCGGACCCCUUGAGGGCGAAGGUGUGUCAGUCGAGGUUCUAGGCAAGACCAAGACCCGACUGCAUGGGUGCAUCCUCACGGCUCCGGACCCGAAGCACGCGGAGAAUAUCAUCAAGGCCUUGGGCCUGAAGCCAGGUGAGAAAUCACCGGUUCCCUCCAGGAAACCCGACCUGAGUGACACCACUCCCCUCGAAGCGGGAGACGCCGCCAGGUACCGAUCGGCAGUCGGCUCGGGGAUUUACCUCUUAAUUUACUCAGUUGUUCUUCCGAUUGAGCAGAAACGGCAGCGCUAA